Exophiala bonariae is the source of this 954-nucleotide messenger RNA. RefSeq lists its product as uncharacterized. Lineage: Eukaryota; Fungi; Ascomycota; Eurotiomycetes; Chaetothyriales; Herpotrichiellaceae. Gene Ontology annotation, molecular function: transcription cis-regulatory region binding; DNA-binding transcription activator activity, RNA polymerase II-specific. Gene Ontology annotation, biological process: regulation of DNA-templated transcription. The record is from RefSeq and is a predicted model, not a curated record. Bases 1 to 954 code for a protein of 317 amino acids. The transcript is spliced from 3 exons. Gene Ontology annotation, cellular component: RNA polymerase II transcription regulator complex.
AUGGACUUCUCAUACUUCACCUCUGCGCCUCAGCCAUAUCAAUUCUUCGGUGGGAUGCAACAUACGCCCUCUGCAUCUCAAACACCUCAAAUGGAAGAUUUCAGGACGGCUCCAUCGACUGAUCAAUACGAUGCUGCGUUUGCCGCAUUCCAGCAAAGUUUCCACUAUGAUCCUUCUACCUUUCUUGCCCAGCCGCAUCCUGUCCCCGAUCAAUCUCCACCAAAUAAUGUUCGACACGAUUCCAUGAUUUCAAUGCCCGACGUGGACAUGAAUAAUGUUUCCCUUCCAACAAACGAAGGAUCCUUGGACGAUGCGGCGCGGAGUAGCAGUGAGGAGAAGGAGAUCCUGACACCCCAACAGAGCAGGAGAAAGGCACAGAAUAGAGCUGCGCAACGGGCAUUCCGUGAGAGAAAAGAAAAGCACGUCAAAGAUUUGGAGGCCAAGCUCAACAGCCUACAGCACCAGUCCGUCACACUCAAUGGAGAGAACGAGCGUCUACGAAGAGAGCUGGCCAAGAUUGCUACCGAGAACGAAAUCCUUCGCGCCACAUCCGGCUCUGCUUCCAAUGGUCCGACACCUUUUUUAGAGGAACCUGAUGAAUUAGUGGGACCUCUGGGGUGGGUACCAACAGACCUCCCGUCCAAGGGUCGCUCUCCAGCCAGCAGUGUAACUUCGGGGAUGGAUGCGAAUUCCAAGUAUGCCCACUUUGGCACACUGAAAACCCUGACAGUGGAUGACGAAACUGGUGAGCCUAUGAUGGGGUCAGGUGCUACGUGGGACUAUAUCCAAGCACAUGAACUAUUCCGUAAGGGCUUGGUAGAUGUCGGUGAUGUUUGUGAGCGGCUCAAGAAGAUGGCACGAUGUGACGGUCAGGGACCAAUAUUUCUGGAAAGUGACAUUCGUCAAGCGAUAGCCGACAGUGCUGUUGCUGGAGGUCGGGACGAACUGAUCUGA